Messenger RNA from Encephalitozoon intestinalis ATCC 50506, 699 nucleotides. Its product is annotated as 26S proteasome alpha-type subunit C9. NCBI's taxonomy places the organism in Eukaryota, Fungi, Microsporidia, Unikaryonidae. The coding region runs from base 1 to 699 and encodes 232 amino acids. The transcript has a single exon. Gene Ontology annotation, cellular component: proteasome core complex; nucleus; proteasome core complex, alpha-subunit complex. The record is from RefSeq and is a predicted model, not a curated record.
AUGGAGGACAACAAACCCAAGUCCAACACAUUUACGGACGAAGGCAGGCUGCCCCAGGUGGAGUUUGCAAUCAAGAAUGUGUCUAAGGCAGGAACAAUAAUUGGGUAUGUGUGUACAGAUGGUAUUGUUCUCAUAGGAAUAAAUAAAGAGCCUACAAAUGGGCCGAUGGAAAAGAUUUACCAGCUGAGUGAUGAUAUUUAUUGUGCACUAUCUGGGUUGUUUGGAGAUGCAAUGAGACUCAAGAGAUAUGCACAGCUGAAAGCUCAGGAAGUUCUAGAAAAGCUUGGAGUACAAUGUCCUCUUACAACCUUAUGCAAGGCAAUUGGGCAAAGAAAACAAGCAUUCACUCAAUAUGCUGGGACACGGCCCUUUGGAGUGUCCUUCCUGUACGCAGGAAUAGUAAACGGAGAGUAUACCCUGUUUUCCACAGAUCCAAGUGGGACAUUAAACAGAUGGAAAGGAAUGUGUUAUGGAGAGAACGAAGAAGCUGUUAACGGAGGGCUUAAGAACGAUUUGCCGGAGGAAGAGAUGGAUAUGAAUACAGCAACAAUUGAAAUAUUAAAGCUUCUUGGAAGGAUUCGAGAGCUGGGGCCAAAAGAAGGGGAUAGGAUGGAGAUCCUGCACUUUUCUAAAGACUGUAAGAGAUUCCUUGCGCAGGAAGAGGUCCUAAGAUGUCUUGAAGAAGUCCAUGCUAAAUAG